Molecule: messenger RNA, 1541 nt
Organism: Salvelinus sp. IW2-2015
Lineage: Eukaryota; Metazoa; Chordata; Actinopteri; Salmoniformes; Salmonidae
Source: RefSeq, a predicted model, not a curated record
ACAGUUCACCUUGCUGUUCCUCCCUGCACUGGCUCAGAUGGACUACUCUGCCACCACCUUGUGGUUUUCCUCUCAAUGUGUGACAGAUCGCAUCUAUUUCAGUGAUGACACACUCAGUUUGAUUUCCAAUGAAGGAGAAGGUGAAAACCUGCAUUCUAGGUGUGUGUACAGUCAGUACCCCUUCACGAGGUGGUUCCUGUGCCAGGCCUCUGCUGCUGACAUCGCAAAGAACCCCAAACACCGUUACCUGUCCUUCCUCCAUGACCGCCACCAACACACUGGCAUACUGCUCUCACACACUGAGCAGAAGGGUGCGAUGGUGUCAGUGUUUGGUGUAAAGGCAGAGGAUAUUUUUAACGUCACACCAAGUUCCCCCCGGUGAUUCUAGACUUCCAGCCCAGAGGGAUCUUCUUGUUGGACAACCAUGUUAUUCUGUACGGCUCAGAGGUGUGGACAUCGUCAGAUAGAGGCUCUACCUUCACGUGGGUGUUCUCUCUAGACAAUCAGAUCGUGAUAGACGCGCUGAGCUGUACUGUCAUUGGUGUGGUAGUGUUCUUUACUGACCAUGGAAACCUCUACAUCAUGAAGUCAGGUCUUGCCAGGUUUGCGUGGUUGAACGAGACCCUGGAUGUAGCCAGUACUCUACUGUGUGGUCACAUGGGCAUCCUGAUUGCUGUUCAGCUGGACAAAGACAAACCCAGUGGCUUUAGCUACAGGAACAUCGAGAUAGACCAUCUCAUAGAGAAACAUGAGAUGGGUUUUGACAAAGCCCUGGCCCUCCAGUACACCACAGACCACACAGUCCUGCUCCACGAGAAUGCUGUCAUCAAUGACCAUGCUAACGGAAACAACCGCCAGGGCAGGAACAACCCUCUCACCGUGGCACCCGCCAGCCACUUCUCACCUGACCACGUGGGCAAGGUCAUCUACUUCAGUGAUGGUGGGAUGGUGGUGAUCACAGAGGUGUUCCGGACUCACUAUCUGGGGGGGUUCUCCGGGGUCGUCGUCGGGGAGAUCCUGGAGCCAAUCAAAGGAGCCAGCUUGAAUGCGGAGCCUAUGCAGUUAUGUGACCUGUUGGUGAAGAAGGGGGAGCCCGAGGGGCUCACUGUUACACUGCAGCUCAAAGACCUAGAUCCGUCCCAGGGGUUUAAUUUGUCCCACGUGGGGAAGGCUGUGGUAGCACCAGGCUUCAGCAGUUACUCAUCACAGGGCUGUGCACAGCGGCAGUGCCCUAGCCAAACCCACUAUGCCAGCCCUAGUGCUCCCCCUGACCAGCACCGGUCAGGAGAGUGGCUGCUCUUCCACUCUGCAGGCCGGGGGAGCUGGGGGAUGAAGGAGGGGCUAUGUCGUCACGCCCUGCAGUCAUUGGACGGUGUGAGGAAUAACGCUCUGAUGAGGAUCAACGUCAGAGAAGAGCUCAACUUCACCUUCAGGCCUUCAUGUCCGACUACUCUCUGUCCAUGGUGUACCAUAAGAAGUUCAUGCGUGUGGUUCUGACCAACCCUCUGGCCUCCGAGUCACAGCCAGACACUCCUGGGACG